Aspergillus nidulans FGSC A4 is the source of this 2508-nucleotide messenger RNA. RefSeq lists its product as uncharacterized. Lineage: Eukaryota; Fungi; Ascomycota; Eurotiomycetes; Eurotiales; Aspergillaceae. The transcript has 6 exons. The record is from RefSeq and is a predicted model, not a curated record. Gene Ontology annotation, cellular component: endoplasmic reticulum membrane. Gene Ontology annotation, biological process: membrane fusion. The coding region runs from base 260 to 2431 and encodes 723 amino acids.
CACUAUUCAUAUCCUGGACAUUUUUACAGUCUUUCGCUGCAUUUCUCGCCCUUCGUUCGAACUUGACACUUAAAUCAAGGCCCAACCUUUUAUUCAAAGUGUGAAUCAAGUGCACGACAACUGUCUUGGGCACAGAAUAUCUACGGCUGCCGUCAUAAAGUACAUCACGUCUACUCAAAAUCGCGCCGACGACAUCAAUAGGCCGGUCGAGGAUUACGGGUGACCACUUUCUAAACAGAGGUGGCAUUCUGAAUUGGCAAUGCGCAGUGAGAAUGAUCAUCCGAACCUUUUCAAGGAUUCUGGCAAUUCUCGACUUGGAAUAGUCUACCCAAUCAUCUGCAUAAUUUGCGCCCUCCUGCUUGCUCGGCGUAUCAGACAUCGACAACGAACAAAGUACAUUCUACCGAGGGGGCAAAUGGACACGCCAUCCGAGAAACAUGGUGGCAAACAGUCGCCCGGUCUAUCAGACCCGGAGCUUUCUUACUCUACGCGUGACAUUCACCACCGUUUGCCGCUGCCUUCCGCUUGCGAUAUCCUGCAUCCUCUGUCCCAUUCAACGUCAUUGCCUUCGAGUGGCUACCUAGCCGCUGUCUUGAUCGAAGAUCGAAAACAGAAGAUGGAUCAGGCCUAUCAGCUUGAGGGCGAAUGCACUUCACCGACAAGUCCCGAUUGCACGACUGUUGGUGAGUCUGCAUUAGUGGGUUUGCGAACGGACUGCAACCUGCUUUCUGGGACUGUGAACCCUCCUACGCCGACUGAUGAUUCGUCCCAAGCUACAUCUCUCCCAACAAGACGGAGCACAGAUGUGGCUGAUCGGCAACAUCCCAAUUCUCUGGACUUUGGUGCAUCUUGGUCCGUCCAAAAGCGAGGGGAACAUGUCGAAUUCUUACGCGAUGUGGACGAAGAGGGUGCCCGGACAUGGAGACGGCUGCUGAAACCAACAGCGGACCUGGCUGCAGCUACACGGCAGACAAGGAACAACACGGCAGUCUACCUAUGCACGAGUGAAUGCCCAACUUCUCGUAAACGCCCCUCCUCAGCCCCUCUUGCUAUCGCGGCGAAAAAAUUACCGAGAGGCAAAUCCCAGACGACUCUUCCAAGGACACUUCGGCUUUCUCCGUCGUCACCGAAGAGCUCUAACGAGAUGACCCUAACCACCUACCCAGCUACCACCGACCCCUCCGAUCUCGCCGCGCUGAACCUCUCCCGCCUCGUCGAUCGUCUUGAGUUUAAUAUCCUUUCACCAAAUGCAGAUCUGAAAUCCUUGCGGCGCUCGGAGUACCAGCGGAUCAGAGUGGGCGUGAACAUAGAGUACGCUCGCGCCACCCUUCAGGCCCUCGAACGCAGCCUACCCCAGAUCAAACCUGUUGACCGACGGCACGAGCUCCAGUCUAGUCUUUCGCGCAACCGGCAGACACUCAAGCAAGUCCAGAACGUCCUCGACGAGAUCCAGGCUGAGGAGGAGUCCCGGGUGUCGGCACGCGGAGAUGAGUGGGAUCUUGGUGAAGACGAGGACGAUGAGGAUGCAGACUCAGAGGGAGAUGAUCUCCUAAGGACGCCAGACACGGCUGGUGAGGCUACGCCGGAAGAUAGUUUUGAGGCGCCGGAGGCUGCUAGGGAGAAAUCCGAUAUAGAUGUCCCAGCUACCACCAUAGUCGACGCAGGUUCAUCACCAUCACCUACAUCAACAGCACCCGUGCCUGGUCCUGCACUCCGAAACAGACAUCAGAACAUUGCAACCGCUUCAUCACCAACAUCAAAUCUCAAACCAACAGCAACCGCAACGGGCACCUCCUUGCACGACGCUGCGAAAACUUCAGAACCUCAGACUGCGGAUACUGAAGAGGCUCUCGCAACCGACCGCCUCGAACAAGAAAACCUCACCUCCUCCCUUCUCGACCUCGCGACACAACUCAAAACCUCCUCCCAACAAUUCCAGGCAUCUCUUGAAGCCGAAAAAUCGGUCCUCGCUCGUGCAGCGGAGGGCCUUGAUCGCACCACGGGAAACCUCGCUGCUGCAGAGCGGCGAAUGGGCAUGUUGCGCCGGAUGACGGAAGGGAAGGGGUGGUGGGGGCGGAUGAUGCUUUAUGCAUGGAUUUUUGCGCUCGUAGCGAGGUUUCUAGGUGUUUUGGGCGUUCCUAGCCUACUCAAGGCUAUCAAUUCUCCAUUUUACUCUGGUGUCAUCGCCUGCUAUAUAACCACUGAGCAACCGGAGCGUGACACAGGAAAAGAAAGAAUCACGAUACUGAAUUUUGCAUACAUUGUUUUUGCCUUGUCGAAUACAUCAAAACGAGUAGGUAGAUGUGGGAUAUAUCAUUAUCCGAUUCGCAAGCAGACAAAAAAGGGAACAGGAGAGAAGGACAAGGGCCAUCCCAGGCAAAGACAUGGCAUGGUAGCAGGCACCUCGAGUGACACGGUUAGUGAGGGAUAGCCUCAUGCUGUAGAUAGGAAAGAAAAGAAAAGAAAACCCCCCCUGCUCUGUGUCAUGUGGAUAUCGGUAAUGCUGAA